AUAAACUUGCCUUGCCUUGCCUUGCUUCUGGGUUCGGGUGGCGUUUGGGUGGUGACCCUAAACUCUGCAGCUUUUACUUGGAGCUGUUGAACGUUGACCAGAGGCAGAUGUAUUGGGGUGUGGUGUUCAGUUUGAAGAAGGGCUGCGACUCACAAGGACUGAAAAUGCAGAAGUGUUUUAUCUGUGCUGUGAUGCAACAUCAGAGGCAGGAAAUCAGCAGAAAGUCAUAAACGCACACACACUGAGCUGAUCUCAGUAACCUCUGACCUCACAGCUUGAACUGUGACCACAUUCAGCACACACACAUUAUUAGAAUAAGACAUACUCUCAGGUAAAGGUACCGGUCGUAUCUCAGGGAUGUUGAAGUGUGCUUACACGGUGGGCUGGACCGGUGAAGCAGUCCUUCCUGUCUCAGUAAUGACUGCACGUCUCAUCCCUGACGCUUUCUUUUGGUAGCUCAUUUGCCAAACUGUCCUAGAUUAGCCCAAGGUUUCAAUAAAUCAGAAAAUGUUUACCUAUAACUGGCAGGCGGUGCCAGUUGCAUGCUCUCUUUACACAGAAUGCAUCUUUAAAAUCCUUGAUGCUGGUUUCACCAACUGGUAUUCCAGGAAAGUGCAGUCCAGCGUUUGGCUAACGUCAGUGGCUCACAGCUCCUGUGGCUUUUUAACAAGUCCAUCAAAUUCCCCGACCACUUCGGGGGGCUGUUACAGUCAGUGGUUUGAGGUGAAGCUGAGAAGAAUAAUGGCUUUUUUCUCAACCUGAACACAGAUAAAGGCUCAGCCAUGCUUCACGGGGAGGACAGCUGUACGGCAGUAGAAGAUGGUGGUGAGGAGGACCAGCACCGGCCUCUUAUCCUGGAAAGAAUUGAGAAGGAAACGGGAAGAACCUGGAGAACGGUUUUGUCUCAGCGGCUCAGGAAGCACUGCUCCUGCACGCCAGAGAAGGCCAAAUCCAGAAUCCUCAGCUUCUUCCCGGUUCUCCAGUGGCUGCCGCGCUACAAGCUCAGGGACUGGAUCCUGGGGGAUGUUAUGUCAGGAGUGAUUGUUGGAAUCCUAUUGGUUCCCCAGUCCAUAGCCUACUCCUUAUUGGCCAACCAGGAUCCCAUAUACGGCCUGUACACGUCUUUCUUCGCUUCCAUCAUCUACGCCCUCCUGGGCACUUCCAGGCACAUCUCGGUGGGGAUUUUUGGAGUGCUCUGUCUGCUCAUUGGCCAGGUGGUGGACAGGGAGUUGGCCCUGGCGGGAUACCUCCCGGAGAGCAGCCUGAGUGGGAAUGACAGCAGUGUCCCGUUGGCUGGAAAUGACAGUGGUGUGGUGGGAUGUGACCGGAGCUGCUACGCGAUUGCCGUGGGGGCCACAGUUACCUUUACUGCUGGGAUUUACCAGGUGCUAAUGGGCCUUCUGCAGGUGGGCUUUGUGUCUGUCUACCUGUCGGACUCCCUCCUCAGCGGGUUUGCUACAGGAGCCUCCUUGACCAUCCUGACGUCUCAGAUCAAGUACCUGCUGGGCCUGAAGAUCCCCCGUCCUCAGGGCUGGUUCACUCUGUUUAAGACAUGGUACGGCCUGCUGAGCAACCUCGGGAACACCAAUGUGUGUGACCUCAUCACCAGUCUGGUGUGUUUGGCAGUACUCAUACCUACGAAGGAGCUCAAUGACCGCUUCAAGUCCAAGCUGAAGGCUCCGAUCCCAUUCGAGCUCUUUGUGGUGAUAAUUGCCACCCUCGCAUCUCACUUUGGCCAUUUCAACACCGAAUAUGGGUCAGGUGUGGCUGGGGCCAUCCCCACAGGCUUCCUCCCUCCUCAAAUGCCCAUGUGGUCUCUGAUCCCCAACGUGGCCGUCGACGCCUUCUCCAUCGCCAUCGUGGGAUUCGCCAUCACCAUCUCACUGUCGGAGAUGUUCGCCAAGAAGCACGGCUACACGGUGGAUGCCAACCAGGAGAUGUAUGCCAUCGGGUUCUGCAAUAUCCUGCCAUCGUUCUUCCACUGCUUCACCACCAGCGCCGCGCUGACCAAAACCCUCGUCAAGGAGUCGACCGGGUGCCAGACGCAGCUGUCAGGGCUGAUCAGUGCUCUCCUCCUGUUGCUGGUUCUUCUGGUGAUCGCGCCGCUCUUCUAUUCCCUCCAGAAGUGUGUUCUUGCUGCCAUCAUCGUGGUGAACCUCCGCGGUGCUCUUCGAAAGUUCACCGACAUUCCCUGCAUGUGGCGUGCCAACCGCAUCGACGCCUUCAUCUGGCUGAUCACCAUGGCAACCUCAGCGCUGGUCAACACGGAGAUGGGGCUUCUUGUGGGGGUUUUGGUGUCGGCUUUCUGUGUCCUGGGCCGAACUCAGCGGGUCCAGGUCCUGAAGCUCGGCCGGGCUAUGACCAGGGAGCAUUACGAAGAUCUGGCGUCUUACAAAGGCCUCCAAACGCACCCCAACGUGGCCAUCUUUAGAUACGAAGCGCCAAUCUACUAUGCCAACCAGAGCCUGUUUAAAAAGUCUCUGUACAGGUGUGUAGGACUUGACCCUGUGAAGGAGAAGAGCCGCCGUGUCAAGUUCCAGAACAGCAAACUGCAGGAAGAGGCUGCCGGAGUCCCAACUAGCAAAACGGACGAGAAAGAGGCCGAAACUCCUGCAGCCGUCACCCUGAUGAUGGACACAGCCUCCCGUUACUUACGCAGGAUAGUGAUCGACUGCAGCGCCGUCUUGUUUCUGGACACUGCCGGAGUGAAUGCUCUAAAGGAGGUCCGCAAAGAUUACGGAGAGCUGGGGGUGGCGGUGGAGUUGGCUCAGUGUAAGACCUCUGUGCUGGACACGUUGGAACGAGGAGGAUACUACUGCAACCAAAAAGGAGGCGACGCAGGAGAGAACCGCACGAUCUUCUUCACUAUCGAAGACGCCGUCCGCCACGUCGAAAGCCGCAGCACUCCUAACGGAGACUAUAAGUCCUAAAGAGACAACACGUCUAUGUUUACAUGUCUGCAGCGUGUGGCUGCACAGAUGUGCCUUUGUAACAGUUUUCUGAAGUCCUACCUUCAUCUCAGGUUUCUGCAUCCAGACAGGUGAUCAAUCACCACAGUGUGAACGUCCAUGUACCGAUAACUCACCUGUGGACUGUAUAAGAAGAACCAGCCACCCACGAGGAAAGAAUACCCAGACCCUACCUGACAGCUUGAGUCUGUGUCUAAGGCAGACUCAGCAAGUUUACAUCUGCAUAGUACAAGUGCUGCACAGUGUAAAAUAUGUGUUUUAUACUGCACGUGGGAAAUAUGUGUUUCAUAAUGCACAGUACUGCACAGUGAGUACAAGUACUGCACAGUGUGAAGUUCAAUUCAAUUGUGCAGUUGGAAGUGUUCCCAACUGCACAGUACAAGUACUGCACUCUGUGUACAAGUACUGUACAGUGUGAAAUAUGUGUUUCAUAAUGCACAGUACUGCACAGUGUGUACAGCACAAUGUGAUAUGUGUUUUAUACUGCAGAGUACAAGUACUGCACUCUGUGUACAAGUACUGUACAGUAUGACACUGGUCAUGCCCUAGUGUUGUUUAUAGAAACCAGAGCCGUAUUCUGACUUAAUUUUUAGAUACUGAGUCGGAACGAUGCACGUGCACAUGUUCAGGAUGACGACUGGGGUUAGGAUUUAAAACAGGUGUAAAUGAUUUAGUAUUUUUUUUUUUUUGUUUUUUUUUAUAAGGUAUAAACUGGAUUUUUUGCCACAAUCAAAAACGAUCGUAAUCGUCUGCUGUUUCGUGUUUGGGUCUAUCAGUCCAAUCAUGACUGACGCCUCAGGGCAGGAAGUUUGAAACACAUGUAGAAAAAAGCAGCAGCUCUGCUGCUCUGAGGAGAGACAUUGGAGGUAUCUAAAUGCUUUAGAUUUUUAGAUCAGAACCCUGCUGGAUAAAAACAUAGAUUCUUCAUAUGUGCUUAAUAAGAAGCAGCCAUCCUGUGCCUGAACAUGAAUGUACGUGCAAUGACCCGAGGAAGCAUUUGUCUGUUAGCACUGAUCACAGGUGUAUGCAUGUGCUUCCAGAUCCUCUGACAGACGAAUAUUCCUCCGGUGAGGAUGAGAGACUCUUCCUGUUUAACUGUUAGCUGCAGUCACAUGACCUUGGCCUGUGCCUUCUUUCUGUGAAUCGGGUAAUGAAUUAGGCAAAGUUCGAGUUGAAGAAAAACAAAAGUGCAGUGUGAGAUUUCGAGGUUGCUGUGAUGUUGAUUCGUGGGGGUCAGAGAUCAUGGGUUGUGCCUUAGUUAACCUGACCCCCCCACACACACACACACACACACACACACACACACAAACGAUGAACAUAGCCUCCCGUUACUUACGCAGAGUAGUGAUCGACUGCAGCGCCAUCUUGUUCCUUGACACUGCCGGAGUGAAUGCUCUAAAGGGGGUCCACAAGGAUUACGGAGAGCUGGAGGUGGCGGUGGAGUUGGCUCAGUGUAAGACCUCCGUGCUGGACACGCUGGAACGAGGAGGAUACUAUUGCAACCAAAAAGGAGGCGACAACACACACAUACACACAGCAGAGAUGGGUUUUGAUGUACUUUCUGUAGCUUUAAUGAAACCUGCCUCAAUAAACUUGGUAGCAUUAUUAUUCAUAGAACACUUAAUUAUUAGAAAGGCCGAAGUUAGUUCUUAAGCAGAUGUAUUCUACAGUUUUUUAUUAUGAGAAAAUUUUUUAUGUAUACGUGUUUCUGAGUAUGUGCCUAAAGCUUAUGCACUAAAAUUUUGUACAUGAGUUUUACCGUAAAGCAGCACAAUCCUGGCAGCAGUUUUACUCUUUGCGCUUUUCAAAGCUGUUUUAUUAACUUAAAUAUCCAAACUCUCCAUCCUGCUUCCAUCUCAAAGGGUUUAAUCAUGAUAAUCAGAUAAUUGAGCGGCUUAUCUCAGCUGAGACCAGAAAAGUUUUUUUGCUCUUGACCUUUCAACCCUGCUUUGUUUAAUGUAUGUUCACAGCACCAACGUUAAGUUUUAAUGCUUGAACCUUUUAACUAGCUGAUCAGGGUAAGAACAGAAGUUUGUUCUCAAUGCAAAAGUGUUGCUGAAAUGGAGCGUGCUGAUAUGCAGUGAUGGAAGAUUUUAAACUGGGAAAAUCUUUGUAGAGUUGUUUUUAUACUGGGUGUAUGUGACAGGACGUGGCGUUUCCAGCCUCUGUCCUUGCUAAUUUAAAGCAGUAGUGGUAUAUAUUUUAUAGCUGUUUUUACAGAGAAAAUCAAAAAGAAUUAUGGAUUAGUUUUGCUGCAGAGUUGUAAAAGUUGAUCACACAGCUGUUGAUGGAGGUGAAUAUGCUCGGUGACGCGAGUUUCAUGUCGUUCUCCCUGAAUGCUUGCCCGAGCAGCUAAACACACACCCGGUGCUUUUAGAGAACAAAGUCCUCGCUUCUGUAUCUAAAUGUUAAACAGAAAAACAUGACGUAAGCUCCCAUUUAUUCCAAUCAGCUUAUUUAAGUUUAUUGUGUAUCCUGGUAUCAGAAUGAAGCUGUGUUUUACUGGAAAAUAAAAUCCUGUCUGAUU
Messenger RNA from Pundamilia nyererei, 5496 nucleotides. RefSeq names its product solute carrier family 26 member 2 (gene slc26a2). NCBI's taxonomy places the organism in Eukaryota, Metazoa, Chordata, Actinopteri, Cichliformes, Cichlidae. Bases 783 to 2930 code for a protein of 715 amino acids. Gene Ontology annotation, cellular component: membrane. The transcript is spliced from 4 exons. Gene Ontology annotation, biological process: sulfate transmembrane transport. The record is from RefSeq and is a predicted model, not a curated record. Gene Ontology annotation, molecular function: secondary active sulfate transmembrane transporter activity.